Coregonus clupeaformis (lake whitefish) is the source of this 1477-nucleotide messenger RNA. RefSeq names its product acidic fibroblast growth factor intracellular-binding protein B. The record is from RefSeq and is a predicted model, not a curated record. The transcript has 11 exons. Gene Ontology annotation, molecular function: fibroblast growth factor binding. NCBI's taxonomy places the organism in Eukaryota, Metazoa, Chordata, Actinopteri, Salmoniformes, Salmonidae. Gene Ontology annotation, cellular component: nucleus. Bases 128 to 1201 code for a protein of 357 amino acids. Gene Ontology annotation, biological process: platelet aggregation.
UGCGUGACAAAACACGGAAGUGCUUUGGUCUGUUGUUGACAGGUCUUUUCUGUCCUGUGUUGGGCCUCGCUACAGCAUUAGCAACGGAUGGAAAUGUCUCCUGCAGUAAAUAUAUAUUUUAUAGGAGAUGUCAGUGGAACUCGAUGUGUUUGUGGUUAACACCACCAUUAUGGACGAGGAAGUCUAUCAGUUAUGGCUGGAUGGCUACACAGUGAAUGAUGCAGUGAAGGUUCGUAUGGAGGGAGGGGUAUUGGAGGGGUGUGAAGCCAGUGCUGAGGUUCUGCACAGUGACACCAUGGAUCAGUACAGAACCUUCCAGAUGUGUGAGCGCCUCCUGCACAGCCCUGCCAAACUGGCCAAUCAGCUGUUGUUCCAGAUCCCACCUCAUCGCCAGGCCAUGCUCAUAGAGAGGUACUAUGCGUUCGACAGCGUGUUUGUGCGAGAAGUCCUUGGGAAGAAACUCUCAAAGGGGACCAAGAAGGACCUUGAUGACGUCAGUGCAAAGACUGGCGUCACACUGAAGAGCUGCAGGCGGCAGUUUGAUAACUUCAAGCGUGUAUUCAAAGUUGUGGAGGAACUGAAGGGACCCCUGGUGGAGAACAUUCGUCAGCACUUCCUUCUCUCUGACAACCUGGCCAGGGAUUACGCUGCCAUCGUUUUCUUUGCCAACAAUCGCUUUGAGACGGGGAAGAGGAAGCUGCACUAUCUUACAUUCCAGGACUUUGCCUUCUGUGCAGGGCAGCUCAUCAGCAACUGGACCGUGGGAGCAUUGGAUAACAUGGUGGAAGACAUGGACGUGGAUCUUGAGAAGGAGUUCUUACAAGAUCUAAAAGAACUGAAGAUUUUAAUCACUGACAAGGAUCUGCUUGACCAGCACAAGAGUUUGGUGUGCACAGCUCUCCGGGGGAAGACCAAAGCGUUUAAUGAGAUGGAAGCCAACUUCAAGAAUCUCUCCAGAGGCCUUGUCAACAUUGCUGCCAAACUAACCAACACAAAAGACGUCAGAGACUUCUUCAUUGACCUGGUGGAAAAGUUUAUUGAGCCGUGUCGGUCAGACAAAUGGACAGCAGGAGACAUGAGGCUCUACCUCACUCACUACACUAACUCUGCACACAUACUCGACACAUUCAAACACCAGGAAGUGUGGGACAGGUACAUGGGAGUGAUAAAAAGCUGCAUCCUCAAAAUGUACCAUGACUGAGAUGUUUCCUUGCUCAACUAUCUACCCGGAACUUUCUGUCAUCUUUCUAUUGGAGUCGUGUCUUCUUUCCCUCCUUUCCUCUGCAAUCGUCAUGUAAAUCCUCCGCUCCGUCUGUCAGAUGUCUUCCUCCUCUAAUGCCAGUUCCCACAUUUCUCCGUCCUUCAUGCCGUUAUGCUGUUUUUUUCCCCUCGGUCUCUUCUGACGACCUACUUUGCAAUGUCAUCAUGUAUAUCACAUCAUUUUUAUUGUAAAUAAAGUCAACUCAUUAUAUACUGA